Messenger RNA from Daldinia vernicosa, 1231 nucleotides. RefSeq lists its product as uncharacterized. The transcript has a single exon. The coding region runs from base 298 to 597 and encodes 99 amino acids. The record is from RefSeq and is a predicted model, not a curated record. Lineage: Eukaryota; Fungi; Ascomycota; Sordariomycetes; Xylariales; Hypoxylaceae.
UCGCCUUCGCCAUCCUGCCCACAGUACAAUUUUCCAUCGACAUAUAAAUUGGCAUCCAUCGCCUUCGCCAUUCUUCCCACAGCACGACUUUCCAUCGACAUAUAAAUUGGCAUCCAUCGCCUUAUUUGAAUUAUUCGUUUCGCCGAUGCCACCCAAACAGUUUACGCAACCAAACCCUCUCUACUCUCGACCGCGCAGUCGUCCACCGCAUCGCCGACAUAUCGCAAUAUUUCCUGCAGUCAAGCGCCAUACCACUACCGCAAGUCAUUUCCUGCACUUCAGUUACACCUAGAGACCAUGUGCAACGAGGUCUAUCUCAAAUUCCGGGGAUGCGGCCACCGAGUAUGGCAGAACACAUUCGCCUGCGAUAUCGCCAGGAGAGGCGAUCCCAAAAAUGACAUGGUUCUAGACAAGACCAAGUCCCUACCAGAUAAACGACCCAAGCUGCCUCCUGGGAUGCUGUGCGAACGCCGCAAGUGUGUGAGGCCAACGGAUGCCCCAUGCCCGUUGUGUGCUGAGGACAAAUCCAACGGCAACGCACCAGGUAAGAGUGCUCGGGUCCUCGAGACCAUACCAGAGCACGUGGACGGGGCAUAAGGAUAAAGACAAAAAACUUACACUGGGGAUAGAACAAAGGCUCGCCAGCCCAUCGCCCGAUGAAAAAGCUGUCGAGAGAGUGCGCGACUCGCUGAUGCUCCUGGAGCAAUUCCGGAAGCCGGAUUGAAGAAUUCCACGCGUGCUCCAGAUCCCGGGGUAGCCAUUAUUCGUUAUUUUUGGGAAGGUAUUAAUGAUAGACGGAUCAAGCUUAGGCGACGACUAUAGAGUAAGGGGGCGCAUUUGCUGUUCUCUUGGCCAAACCUUGGCUUCCCUGUUGAAGCACCAACACACCGUAGGGAGCUCUACACAACGUCUGGAAAUACAUUAUUACCUAAUAUCCAAGGAAUAUCGGUGUGAAAUUGGGGUUUGCUGUGCAGAUAUUGACUAGCUCGAGGGCUUCGUCUUGAUACAGACGUGUGUCCGUCUAGUAGUAGUUCACGAUAAAGGGGGCCAGUAAAUAAGUUACCUAGCUCGAUAGCAUGGCCAUUGGUAAUUCGUAUUCUUGAUAAAUGGAUAAUUAUAUUCCUAAUAGCUUGUAGACAUAACCUUACAGUCUAUAACUUGUCGUCCGUAUGAGGUAUGUACGAUGUUGGAGCGUUACGUAUGUAGUCCUGGUUCGCGGUUUGCGGUUUGC